Condylostylus longicornis is the source of this 784-nucleotide messenger RNA. RefSeq names its product general odorant-binding protein 56a-like. Gene Ontology annotation, molecular function: odorant binding. The coding region runs from base 228 to 698 and encodes 156 amino acids. The transcript is spliced from 2 exons. Lineage: Eukaryota; Metazoa; Arthropoda; Insecta; Diptera; Dolichopodidae. The record is from RefSeq and is a predicted model, not a curated record.
UCUAACCGUUUCACUUUCAUUACGAGCUUUUUUUUGUGUUAAAAGUUUAAACAAAUUAAAUCGUAACCUGCUUUGGAAAUAUUACACGGGAUUAUAAUUACAUAAAUAAAAAAUUGUCAUUAUUUAAUCGCAAUUAAAGUAUCGUGUAUCGCGAUAUUGUGAACUUUAGUCUGUGCAAAUUUAAAAAAGAAAUAAAAAUAAAACUAAAAUUUUCCUGAAAUAGAAAAAUGAAGUUUUUUUAUGUAGUUUUAAUUCUAAUUCCGUUAGUGAGUUCGGAUACUACCACUGAAAUUUCGAAAAAUACAGAGGAACAGAUUAAUUCUAAAGAAAGUACUACAGAAUUACCCAAGGAUGGUUUAUACACUGAAGAAUGUUUAAAAGAAAUUCAAUUAUCUGAAGAUGAUGUUAAAAAAUUAAAAACUAAAGAUAUUUCAAAUGCAAGUGAUAAGACACAAUGUUAUUUCAAUUGUUGCCUACAAAAAGAUGAAAUAAUUUUUGAUGGUGCACCAAAUGAUGAUAUCAUUUAUGAUAGAUUACGAAAUAUAACUGGAUUAAAUGAAGAAGAAUCAAUGAAAAUUUUAAAUAUUUGUAAAGUAAUUGAAGGUGAUGAUAUGUGUAAUGUUUCAUAUAGAUUGGUAAAAUGUUUCAUUGAACAUAAGGCAAAUAUAAUAGUAUGGAGAGUCGCAAAUGUUAUUUAGAAUUAAUAGUUACUCAAGAAAGAUUGCUAUAUUUUUUGUUAAAUUUUAAAUAUUUUAUUGUAAUUAUCGUAAAAUAUAAUAUGUAU